This is a messenger RNA of Triticum aestivum (bread wheat), 5237 nucleotides long. RefSeq lists its product as uncharacterized. The record is from RefSeq and is a predicted model, not a curated record. The transcript is spliced from 2 exons. NCBI's taxonomy places the organism in Eukaryota, Viridiplantae, Streptophyta, Magnoliopsida, Poales, Poaceae. The coding region runs from base 1767 to 2951 and encodes 394 amino acids.
GCACAUUUCAUAUACAUAAUUUUGGCAUUGAAUUAUACCAUUCGUUGAGUUAUGCCCAUCUAUUCUUGCUAAGUUUAGUUGAAUAUUUGCAUGAAAAUCAUAUAAUGAAUCAUUUACUAGUCAUUGUGUUUCUUUUGCAGAAAAGUGCGACAAGGCACUAUAAUCUACAAGUUUCUGUCUAGAAAGAAUUGAGGAACAAGAUCACGGGCAAGAAGAGAAGAAAGAGGUACUCAAGCUUGAAGAAGAUUAAAGCUUAGGGGGACUAGCUUAAGAAGUGGAGGGAUCAUCUUGUGCCAAAAGAAGGAAGAAGGAGGGCCAAAGUGAAAACAUUCAGAUCUGAUCGGAGGGGAUCAAAAUCCCUAGCAGCCUCCAUUCCCAAACCGGGCCUGGCAUCUCCAUCUCUCUCCCUCACCCCUCCUUCUCCACCUCCGGCCGCCGCCAUGGCCAGGCCGGCGUGGUGGUGCGCCUCCGCCACCCAUCCAGCCAUCCAUCACCAGCACCACCGCACCCCAGCGCGCCACUAACGCCUCCAUCCACCACCUGCGCCAUCCAUUCACCACCACGCCUCGCGCGACCUCUCCCUCCAGCCGGCGCGCCUCUCCCUGCUGCUUUCCCAACUUCUUCCCCUGCUGUUCCUCUUCCUCUCUCCUUGCACCCCCUUGCUGUUGAUCUUCUCCACUUACUGCUGCUCUACUUCCUCGCCUCCUUUGCUGCUGCUCCUCUCUCCAGCGCCCCAUUCUGCUUCUCCUCUUGCUGCUGCUGCCCCCAACCUCCUGCUGCUAUCUCUCUAUACUUCCCCUGCUACCCUUCUUCUCUGAACCUACCUACUGCUUCUCUCUCUCUCUCUGAAAUAUCUGUGCAAUUGAGAUGUUUGAGACUUUGUAAGGUUCAGACUUUGUAAAAUUCAGAAUUGAGAUGUGUAUGGUGUGUAAUGUUCAGAUUUGACUAGUGCAAGCAUCUUGUUAUUUGUUCAGUUUGGUACUGGUAUAAUAUAGUACUUGUUAUGUUGGAUCUGACUAGUUGAGGCCUUGUUAAUUUGGCAGAUUAUUGAUUUAUUAGAAUUUGCUUCUGUGAAUUAGUAUUCUGCUAGCAUAUGAAUGUGUUCACCCCUUGUGUGUUUGUCCCUUACUGAAAUUUAUUCCGUUGUCCAUGUGUUAGCUCCAGUACAUGUGCUAUAUAAAUACAUGUGUGUUUGUGAUGUAAACCAUCUAUAUUGUGUCUUAUAAUCUUGUUUCUUCCAUCUCUUACAUGUUAGAUAGUCAUUUGUGUUCACUUCCCUUUUAUCGAUAAUGUCCGUGUUAGUAUUUCAAUUUCUCAAGCAUUACGAAAAUACCAAAAAGAAAGCAAGUAAAAUCUGAUCUAGCAUUAGACUUGCAUCGUCGCCGUCGCCUAGUCCCUGUGGAGAACACGACAUCCGUAGGUUCGGGCGAAAUAUCCCACUGUACUUUCAAACGAUCAUUUUGGCGCCGUUGCCGGGGACUAGCGUCGAGCGAUUUUGUUAGGCUAUAGACUAGGUUUUUCUUUUUUUCCCUUUGUGCUAUAUAUGUGAUAUAUCUCUGACCCCUAACCCUUGUUCGAGUUAUUUUCUCUUUCUUUGCUUGGUCAUUCUACAGGUUAUUGCAUCUUCUCAGAUAUGGCUUACUAUUCAGAUCAUCAUGCUUAUGCGAGCAACACUACAAACAGCACGGAAAGUAUUCAAGAAUCGAUAAGGCCAUUCACCCGAUGAAUGUCAGCGUGGUUACUCUCACCCUCCCGAUUGUUAUGGCAUGAGCUUCGCCCCACAGCCUAGCUCAUACCAAAACAAUUACUCAUAUGGGUGGCCUGAAAACCAGAAUAUGUCAUAUAGGAACAACAACCCUGAGAUCUCACCGUUUGCUUCUAGUAAUCAUAUGCAGGGAUUUAGGUAUGAAGAGGAGAACAACAACUAUGCACCACAGCAAUUGUAUUCACCUCCUACUCAUAUACCACAACACCAGGAGAUGUUGCCAAUGGAGUUAAAUGGUCCUCCAUUUGGUCAACCAACACCUUCAACACAAGUGCCCAUACAAGAUGAUUUUGAUGAUAUAGACAAGCUCACAUUGCUUAGUCUCGAGUUCACUUGGAGUGCCGAAGAUGAUCCAAUUAGGCCGGUGAUACUAGAGGAAAUGAAGAAGAUCAAGAGUGGAAAAGAGCUAGUGGAAGAAGUAAGGAAGAUUGAGAAGAACAUCAACGCUGGCAGCACUAUUUCACAGCUUGAGUUGAGUGUGGCUGAGAUAUCCAUGGAUACAUGUGAGGUUCCAACACCUUCACAUUUAGUUGAGCAAGACACCGAGAGCCCAGAGGAAGAAAGACCUCAGAUUGAAGAAGAAAUUCUCGAAGCCAAGGAACAAGAUGAACCAGAGCUUGAAUGCCCAAGUGAUCAAGAUGAAGAUCCGCUACCUAUCACUCAUGAAGAAGUAAAAGAAGCUGAUGUAGUUGAAGACGAAGAACCUGAGAUUCAUUUUCCUAUUAUCAUACAAGAGCGUGAUGUGCCAGGUUUACCUAAUCCUCUUGAUGUCAUGCGUCUGUAUAGUUUAUUUGCUACUACCUUGCAUUACAUGAUUCCAUCACUUAAGAUUGAUUUGAAAACUCGUAUGCUUGGAUAUGAUGAUACAUACAUUGUUGGUGGCAUUGCUCUCAUUUAUGACGAUGACACUUAUUCUCCUCAUGCUAGACUUAUGCUUAAUGGUAAAUAUCAUCCUCAUGUUAGCAUUGAGCUUGCUGAUUCUUAUCAUACUCGUCAUAUUCUAUAUUCCUAUGCUUAUAUAAUUGGAUAUUCGAUUGACGACUUAGAGGGCAUCUACCCUAUCACUUGUAGUCGUUGUUUGUGUGAGUCCUAUUUCAGGUUUUUGCUUGUGCACGAUCCACUACAUGCUGACCAGGUUCGAGGUGACAUUCCUUGGGAUCCUGGUGGAGUCAGAGCAUGGCGAUGAGGAGAAGCAAUGGGGCACACAUAUAGAAGAGUGAAGCUGGAGCAUGCACGAGGAAGCAAAGGAGAAGAGCUGCAGUUGGUGAGAUGAUCGAGCGAGUGCUACACCAUCAAAGCCCGGUGAGCUGUUUCAUGACCCAUUCCGAAUACUAUCAUCAUUUAUUGAUACUUGCUGAAAUCAAAUGUUAUUUGGGUUGCUUAAGCCAUGUCUUAAAUGUUGCCCCACUGAAUUUUAUUUGACAUAUGGUGCUUGAUGAGAAUAUGCGAACAGAUUGUUGAAUGCCAUGUAAACUAGUGAUCUACAUAUUGCUUGCUUUGCUGAAAUUAGUGAAAGCUAUUAGUUUUGAGUGCUCAAAUCCCUAGUACACUAGAAAACUUAAUCAUUUUCUGCUUUUACCUCGAUACACCUAGAUCAUUAAGUGUCAGGUGCUGAGUUUGUGCCUAAUGUGUUCCCAUUCAGAGCAAUCACUUACCACUAUGGAUUAGCAUGCUAUGUUCUCUGGAUCGGUAGCAUGUGAACUAGACAUGGAUGAGUGAUGAUUCUUGUUUUUGUUCAUUUGAAAAAUGAAAAAAAAUUUAUAUCUUUUAAUGAAUAAUAAGUCUGACUACCUACAGUAGCAUGUCAUGUUCCCUGGAUCGGUGGCAUGUGAAAUCGGGUUAGCUUGGGCAGUAAUUAAUAAAUAAAUAUGCAAUUGUCGAACCAGGUGUAUACCAUGUUCUCUGGAUCAGUGGUAUGUUCCUUUGGGGAGACAAACAAAAAAAACUAAUAAUUGGUCGAGCCAGGUGUAUACCAUGUUCACGGGAUCGGUGGUAUGUUCCUUUGGUGAGACUGAUAAAAUAUUAUAAUUACUAACUUCAAAUUUAAUAAGUGGUUCAACCACAAUAUUAUAUUUCUGCAAAUAAGUGAUUUAAUUCAAGUUCCUUUUGUUCUCAGGAUCAUGCUCUCUUUAGGAACCUUUUGGCACAAUCAGCAUUUGAACUUGCUAAUCUUCGUUUAUCAUUGCAAAAGUUUAAAAUGGUCAAGUCUACUAGUAUCCUACUGCUUUGUAGCACUCUAACCAUUAAUUUUCACUAACGAAGUCUGAAGCAUGCACUGUUUAGAGAUCUACUUCACUUGACAUUCUGCAGUCAGUUCACAAUUCACUAUCUAGUUCUUGUCAUAUUCCUUUGCUUGAGGACAAGCAAAGAUUUAAGUGUGGGGAAACUUGAUAAGCACAUUUCAUAUACAUAAUUUUGGCAUUGAAUUAUACCAUUCGUUGAGUUAUGCCCAUCUAUUCUUGCUAAGUUUAGUUGAAUAUUUGCAUGAAAAUCAUAUAAUGAAUCAUUUACUAGUCAUUGUGUUUCUUUUGCAGAAAAGUGCGACAAGGCACUAUAAUCUACAAGUUUCUGUCUAGAAAGAAUUGAGGAACAAGAUCACGGGCAAGAAGAGAAGAAAGAGGGACUCAAGCUUGAAGAAGAUUAAAGCUUAGGGGGGCUAGCUUAAGAAGUGGAGGGAUCAUCUUGUGCCAAAAGAAGGAAGAAGGAGGGCCAAAGUGAAAACAUUCAGAUCUGAUCGGAGGGGAUCAAAAUCCCUAGCAGCCUCCAUUCCCAAACCGGGCCUGGCAUCUCCAUCUCUCUCCCUCACCCCUCCUUCUCCACCUCCGGCCGCCGCCACGGCCAGGCCGGCGUGGUGGUGCGCCUCCGCCACCCAUCCAGCCAUCCAUCACCAGCACCACCGCACCCCAGCGCGCCACUAACGCCUCCAUCCACCACCUGCGCCAUCCAUUCACCACCACACCUCGCGCGACCUCUCCCUCCAGCCGGCGCGCCUCUCCCUGCUGCUUUCCCAAUUUCUUCUUCCCCUGCUGUUCCUCUUCCUCUCUCCUUGCGCCCCCUUGCUGCUGAUCUUCUCCACUUACUGCUGCUCUACUUCCUUGCCUCCUUUGCUGCUGCUCCUCUCUCCAGCGCCCCAUUCUGCUUCUCCUCUUGCUGCUGCUGCCCCCAACCUCCUGCUGCUAUCUCUCUAUACUUCCCCUGCUACCCUUCUUCUCUGAACCUACCUACUGCUUCUCUCUCUCUCUCUGAAAUAUCUGUGCAAUUGAGAUGUUUGAGGCUUUGUAAGGUUCAGACUUUGUAAAAUUCAGAAUUGAGAUGUGUAUGGUGUGUAAUGUUCAGAUUUGACUAGUGCAAGCAUCUUGUUAUUUGUUCAGUUUGGUACUGGUAUAAUAUAGUACUUGUUAUGUUGGAUCUGACUAGUUGAGGCCUUGUUAAUUUGGCAGAUUAUUGAUCUAUUAGAAUUUGCUUCUGUGAA